Molecule: messenger RNA, 1117 nt
Organism: Eriocheir sinensis (Chinese mitten crab)
Lineage: Eukaryota; Metazoa; Arthropoda; Malacostraca; Decapoda; Varunidae
Product: ankyrin repeat and SOCS box protein 8-like
Exons: 5
Coding region: 130-753 (207 amino acids)
Biological process (GO): neuronal action potential; negative regulation of delayed rectifier potassium channel activity
Cellular component (GO): membrane; synapse; axon initial segment
Molecular function (GO): transmembrane transporter binding
Source: RefSeq, a predicted model, not a curated record
UGAUUUUCUAUGUAAAUCUAUGUAAAUCUCUCUCUCUCUCUCUCUCUCUCUCUCUCAUCUAUUUUUUCCUAUUUUCUUUCUUUCUCUCUUUCUUUCUUUCUUUUUUUCUUCGUCCGUUUCAGCUGCUUUAUGCCUCCCCAACCCACACGAGCCCGGGGGCGUCUCGGGAGCAGCGCCCCCGCCGCCCCCACCCCGGAGGAGAAAUUAAACAAACUGAACAGGGCGAUUUCUGCCAUUAUGGAGGAUGACAUGAGAACGGUCGUGUCUUGCAUCCCCGGUCACAUCGAAGUCGGGAAGGUUUACGACAUCGUACUUAACGCCUCGGACUCAAGUGAAGGUAUUAGGAAGCAAGUCAGGGCGUCUCUUCUGCAUGUUGCGCUCCACCACCGCGCCUUCCAGUGUGCCAAGCUCCUCCUCCACCUCGGGGCGCCGGUGGAAGCUAGCGAGAGUGACUUAGGGGAUACGGCGCUACACUGUGCUGCCAGAUUGGGCGGACACCCCUUCGUCACCCUCCUCCUUCAGUACGGGGCCUCACCAUGCUCGCUUAAUGCCGCUAAUGACACGCCCUUACACCUGGCGGCUGAGAGGGGGCGCGUCCACUCCGUCUGUGCCUUGCUAGAGAGCGGCGCGUCCCCCUCGGCGAAGAAUAGGUACCAAGAGACACCGUGGGACAGGGCAGUCUUGGCGGGCACUCCUUCGUCCCUUGUGUGUGCUGACCUCAUCCUGACGAAGCACCUACAGGAGAAAGACUGAGGAGGAGGAGGAGGAGGAGGAGGUGGAGGAAGAGGAGGAGGAGGAGGAGGAGGGAAAAUAUAAAUGAGGUAGAAAUUAAAAAGAAAUGGAAGAGGAGGGAUAUAGGAUUGGUAUAUACGGAAGGAUCAGAGAGAGAGAGAGAGAGAGAGAGAGAGAGAGAGAGAGAGAGAGAGAGACAAAGGAGAUAAGAAGAAAAGGAGGAAAUUUGUAGGAAAGGAAAGGGAGAGAAGAAAAAGGGGAAGAAGAGGAGGGGAAAAAAUAUGAAGGAAAGAGAAAGAAAGGAAGAAGAGAGAGAGAGAGAGAGAGAGAGAGAGAGAGAGAGAGAGAGAGAGAGAGAGAGAGAGAGAGAGAGAGAGAGAGAGAG